CCAGCAGUCCGAGAGCUGCCGUCGGCUCCGCGCGGGGGGGCGGGCCGGGCACCCCGGGGCGCGGAGGAGCGCUCUAGCUUCACUCUUUCUUUCCCCCCACUCCGCACUCCUGGGCACCCUCAAAACCAGUCCACGCUGCUGCCUCCGUUCCUUCUUUUCUCGCCCCCCAGCAAACUUUCGAUCCCUCCCCCGCCCCUCGCCCGUUAUUCGUCGUGGCUCGAGCCCGGCCGCGUCGCCGCGAGGGUUCCUCCGGACCUCCCUGCCUGCAGCUCCGACCAUUACAGGAUCCAGAAACAUGUCGACCACACUUCUGUCCGCCUUCUACGAUAUCGACUUCUUGUGCAAGACGGAGAAAUCCCUGGCCAACCUCAAUCUGAACAACAUGCUGGACAAGAAGGCGGUGGGGACGCCUGUGGCCGCUGCCCCCAGCUCGGGCUUCACCCCGGGCUUCCUCCGACGGCACUCGGCCAGCAACCUGCACGCGCUCGCCCACCCAGCGCCUAGCCCCGGCAGCUGCUCGCCCAAGUUCCCGGGCGCGGCUAACGGCAGCAGCUGCGGCAGCGCGGCGGCCAGCGGCCCGGCCUCCUACGGCACCCUCAAGGAGCCGUCGGGGGGCGGCGGCACGGCCCUGCUGAACAAGGAGAACAAAUUCCGGGACCGCUCGUUCAGUGAGAACGGCGAUCGCAGCCAGCACCUCCUGCACCUGCAGCAGCAGCAGAAGGGGGGCGGCGGCUCCCAGAUCAACUCAACGCGCUACAAAACUGAGCUGUGCCGACCCUUCGAGGAGAGCGGCACGUGCAAAUACGGCGAGAAGUGCCAGUUCGCGCACGGGUUCCACGAGCUGCGCAGCCUGACUCGCCAUCCGAAGUACAAGACGGAGCUGUGCCGCACCUUCCACACCAUCGGCUUCUGCCCCUACGGGCCGCGCUGCCACUUCAUCCACAACGCCGAUGAGCGGCGGCCUGCGCCAUCGGGGGGUGCCUCCGGGGACCUGCGCACCUUCAGUGCCCGAGACGCGCUGCACCUGGGCUUCCCUCGGGAGCCGCGGCCCAAGCUGCACCACAGCCUCAGCUUCUCGGGCUUCCCGUCGGGCCACCACCAGCCCCCGGGGGGCCUGGAGUCGCCCCUGCUGCUCGACAGCCCCACGUCGCGCACCCCGCCGCCGCCCUCCUGUUCCUCCGCCUCGUCCUGCUCCUCGUCCGCUUCUUCCUGUUCGUCGGCCUCGGCAGCCUCCACGCCCUCGGGCGCCCCGACGUGCUGUGCCUCUGCGGCGGCCGCGGCUGCGGCGGCUCUGCUGUACGGCACUGGGGGCGCCGAAGACCUGCUCGCUCCGGGCGCGCCCUGCGCCGCCUGCUCGUCGGCCUCGUGCGCCAACAACGCCUUCGCCUUCGGCCCGGAGCUGAGCAGCCUCAUCACGCCGCUCGCCAUCCAGACCCACAACUUCGCCACGGUGGCUGCCGCCGCCUACUAUCGCAGCCAGCAGCAGCAGCAGCAGGGCCUGGUGCCCCCUGCGCAGCCCCCGGCACCGCCCAGCGCGCCCCUCCCUACCAGCGCCACCGCGCCGCCCUCACCGCCCUUCAGCUUCCAGCUGCCGCGCCGCCUGUCCGAGUCCCCCGUGUUCGACGCUCCCCCUAGCCCCCCGGACUCGCUGUCGGACCGCGACAGCUACUUGAGCGGCUCCCUGAGCUCGGGCAGCCUCAGCGGCUCUGAGUCCCCCAGCCUCGACCCUGGCCGCCGCCUGCCCAUCUUCAGCCGCCUCUCCAUCUCCGACGACUGAGGCAAGAGGGCGCCAGUGAGGAGGAGGAAGGGAAGGCAGUUCUGGGGGUGUUGGAGGGCGCCCCGGCGGUCUCGCCUCUGCUAGGGGCAGGGGAGCACGGGGAUGUGUAGGGGGGAAUGAUACCGGCCACAAGCAGACUUCAGGCCGCACCGAGCACUUGGACUCGAACUUGUGUGCCGGGAGGGGCCCCCACCCCUCCCUCUUCGGUUUCCUCUUGUUUUUUUUUUUUUUUAUUAUUAUUUUUAUUAUUAUUACGAAGUUUCAUUCUUGUUGAGCAAAAAAAAAAAAAAGCCAACGAACUUUUUGUAUUGGUGAACAAAAUAUUCACAACGGGGCA
Phacochoerus africanus (Common warthog) is the source of this 2114-nucleotide messenger RNA. It is a transcript of the gene ZFP36L2, whose product is annotated as ZFP36 ring finger protein like 2. The coding region runs from base 296 to 1777 and encodes 493 amino acids. Lineage: Eukaryota; Metazoa; Chordata; Mammalia; Artiodactyla; Suidae. The record is from RefSeq and is a predicted model, not a curated record. Gene Ontology annotation, molecular function: metal ion binding; mRNA binding. The transcript is spliced from 2 exons.